Molecule: messenger RNA, 1581 nt
Organism: Dalotia coriaria
Lineage: Eukaryota; Metazoa; Arthropoda; Insecta; Coleoptera; Staphylinidae
Product: catalase-like
Exons: 2
Biological process (GO): response to hydrogen peroxide; hydrogen peroxide catabolic process
Cellular component (GO): mitochondrion; cytoplasm; peroxisome
Molecular function (GO): catalase activity; heme binding
Source: RefSeq, a predicted model, not a curated record
UCAAAACCACAGGAUGAUUGCGAUUAUACCAGAGAUCAACUACCGAAUUACUACACUGCUAAUGGGGAUUUGGGUCAUAUUACAACCAACACCGGAAAUCCGAUCUACGCAAACAACGCGUCCCUAACAGUAGGUCGUACAGGACCAGUUGUAUUAGAAGACCGCCAUCUUCUGGAGACCCUCAGCCAUUUCUCACGUGAACGCAUCCCGGAACGUGUGGUCCAUGCAAAAGGUUCCUCAGCCGCAGGUGUUUUCCGUUGCACAGCGGAUAUAACCCACCUAACAACUGCAACAGUUUUCUCUCAAAUCGGAAAAACAACACCUAUCCGUGUCCGAUUCUCAACAGUUGCUGGAAAUUUAGGAUCUGCUGAUACAGUCCGUGACCCACGAGGUUUCGCUGUUAAAUUCUACACGGAGGAUGGUAUCUGGGACCUGGUUGGAAACAACACUCCUAUCUUCUUCAUUCGCGACCCUGUUUUAUUCCCACUGUUCAUACACUCACAGAAACGUAACCCUGUGACCAAUGUCCAGGAUAUGAAUGCUUUCUGGGACUUUAUCUCCCUACGCCCGGAGACAACCCAUCAAGUGUUGAUCCUUAUGUCUGAUAGAGGUAUCCCAGAUGGUCAUCGUCACAUGCAUGGAUAUGGAUCGCAUACAUUCGCGUUAAUGAACAGCAAUGAAGAGAAAACCUAUUGUAAAUUCCACUUCAAGACCCAGCAGGGUAUCAAGAACCUCCCAGUGAAAGAAGCAGAGAGACUAGCUGGGUCCUCACCGGAUUACGCCCAGAAAGAUUUAUACAACGCAAUCGAAGGAGAGAACUUCCCCAAAUGGAAGCUGUACAUUCAAACCAUGACAGAAGCACAAUCACAGUCUUGUUCCUUUGAUCCCUUUGACGUGACCAAAGUCUGGCCCCAAGGUGACUACCCUCUACAAUCCGUAGGUGAAUUUGUCCUUAACAAAAACCCAGAGAAUUACUUCAGUGAAGUGGAACAACUUUCAUUCUCUCCGGGUGCGUUCAUUCCUGGUAUAGGUCCAUCCCAAGACCGGAUGUUACUAGGAAGGAUCUUUUCCUACCCUGAUGCGCAUUUAUACCGCUUGGGAUCUAACUUCACCCAACUGCCUGUGAAUGCAGCGUAUCACGUGAAGAACUUCCAAAGAGAUGGAGUGGAUACAAUUGAUAAUCAAGGAGGUGCUCCUAAUUAUCACCCAAAUAGUUUCGGAGGGCCAAAGAAUAAACACUCAGCCAAGAAGACAUAUCCUACUAUAAGAGUAUCUGGAAAUUUGGGCAGGUAUGACCUUCGCGAUGCUGAUAAUUUCUCGCAAGCGCGUGUAUUUUAUCGGAGCACUAUCGAGGAACCCGAACGUCAACGCAUCGCUGAUAACAUCGUCGGCGGACUCAAAUUCGCAAUCAAGCCGAUUCAGGCGAGAACUAUCGAUAUGUUCUCACAAGUUGAUGAAGACCUCGGUAGGAAGAUAAGCAAAGGGUUACGAGGAGAAAAUCUAAGCGUCACUUUAUAAAAUACUAGCUGUUGUCCGCGACUUCGUUCCGGCAGUGUUUAAUAAAAAUGUAAUUCGUUUUUA